This is a messenger RNA of Cajanus cajan (pigeon pea), 1190 nucleotides long. Its product is annotated as transcription factor bHLH25. Lineage: Eukaryota; Viridiplantae; Streptophyta; Magnoliopsida; Fabales; Fabaceae. Gene Ontology annotation, molecular function: protein dimerization activity. The record is from RefSeq and is a predicted model, not a curated record.
UUAUUGAUCACACACUUUCAAUAACUUUCUUGGUUGUGCUAAAAGCCCCUAUGGAGGACAUGGUUUCUUACCGGGAAAUGGGUGAUGAUGAUUUGUUGGAUGAAAGCCUAAGGCACAUGAGCCAUUUCAAUGGAGAGUCGAAGAGAGAGGGUGGCAUCAUUGUUCAGCAAACAGUUUUCUCCAAUGAAAGUGGCAGCCCCUCUCCCAAUUCCUCUUCUUCCUCCCUUCAAACCAACUUCGGUGGUGCUGAAACAAGCUUCAAACCCUACUGGUCAUUUCCAACGAGUUAUGUUUUGUCUUUUGAUAACUGUGUUGCUGAACCAGUUUCUACAAGCACGAGACGAAGCCAUUAUUAUCGCAAUAUUCAACCAAUGGUGCAGCCACAAACAAAGACACGAAGAGCUCACAUAUUGGCCGAGAGAAAAAGAAGGGAGGAAUUGACUAAGCUCAUCGUGGCACUUUCAGCCACCAUUCCCGGCUUGAAAAAGGCAGACAAGGCCAGUGUGUUACGUGAAGCUACCAAUUAUGUGAAACAACUUGAAGAGCGAGUGAAAGAGCUAGAGAAUCAAAAGAAAAAUGAAUGCGUUGAUCAUUCAACAAUUCUCAUGAAGAAAACGUUACUGUGCAUGAAUGAUGGAGCUACUCUUGGAUGCGUGGAAGAACUACCCAAGGUGAAAGUAACUGUUUUAGAGAAGGAAAUGCUCAUUGAAAUCCAUUGUGAGAAACAAAGACAGAGUAUGCUCAAAAUAAUAUUAUUGCUUAAUAAUCUCCAUCUUUCUAUAACCAGUUCCAGCGUAUUGCCAUUUGGAACUUCCACUCUUAAAAUUACCAUCAUCGCUCAGAUGGAUGAUAAAUAUAACAUGGCAGUUGAUGAUCUAGCACACACAUUGAGACAACUGUUAUUGAGUUUGAAGUCACAGGAUGUGCAAAAGUGAUCCUUGCUUGUUGGUCAAAAAAUGACUCCGGAACGUUGCUGUACAUAUGGAAUUGGAAAGUGUUUCAAAAUAUUGUGGAAUGUUGAAAAACUACCGAGAGGAAUAAUGAAUUCGGUUUUGCUUGAGAAACAUUUUCGUUGAACAUUAGAGAUUAAGAAAUAAUUGAUCAAGUGAAAUAAUAAUGCAAAUUGAGAUGCUAACGGAAUUGCACAUAAGUGAUUACUACUUUCAAAUCAUUGAAAUAAGAAAACACGU